Molecule: messenger RNA, 3835 nt
Organism: Hippoglossus stenolepis (Pacific halibut)
Lineage: Eukaryota; Metazoa; Chordata; Actinopteri; Pleuronectiformes; Pleuronectidae
Gene: shisa8b
Product: shisa family member 8b
Exons: 5
Coding region: 809-2242 (477 amino acids)
Biological process (GO): regulation of AMPA receptor activity; regulation of short-term neuronal synaptic plasticity
Cellular component (GO): dendritic spine membrane; postsynaptic membrane; AMPA glutamate receptor complex
Source: RefSeq, a predicted model, not a curated record
ACACACACACACACACACACACACUCAGUUACAGUCCACAUUUCAGUUUUUCCCUCCUCUUUGCAUCUUUUACCAUCACUCGCCUCCUUCCUCUCUCCUUCCAGGCUUUUUUCCUGUGGGGAUGAUGGGAGAUGCAGCUGGAUAACCCCCCACCCCACUGCCACCACACACACACACACACGUUCUCUCUCUGUCUCUCUCUCUGUCUAUCUGGCACUGAGCAGCGGUUAACAAAAGAGGAGAUCUCAUUUGGUUCCUGAACUAUUGCAGCGCUCAGUGCAGCCACACACACACACACACUGUCUUUCUCUCUCUCUCUCUCUCUCUCUCUCUCUCUCUCUCUCUCUCUCUCUCUCUCUCUCUCUCACACACACACAGGGUAAUUGGCGGGAGAAGAUCCUAACAGUCCUGGACCAGACUGGACUCACAUGUGCCAGCACUGACAGAGCAGUGCCCAAAGUAGAGGAGGAAGAAGAAGAAGAAGAAGAAGAAGAAGAAGAGGAGGGGAUACAAGCUGAGAAAGGAAAGAGAGAGCGGAGAGGAUAAGAGGAGCGUGUCUUUUUGUGUUUGUUGAAUUCCCUGGAUCGAGCCCACAGCUGACGAUGGAGAACACAUGAGGAAGAGAGAGAAAGCUGCGGGGACCCUCAGGUGAAACAUGCUCCUGAGUAAAGUUUGUGGAUAUUUCUAGAGGGAUUUUUCAGCCCUUGAACUUGGGUCAAGAAUCCGUGAGGAGGGUCGACUGUGCACAGAUUGCAAAGGGGGAAGUGCCUGCCCGUGGGACACCGGACAGAAGGGAUUUCCCAGCAACAUGGAGGCCACCAACCCUUCUUGCUUCCACCUUUUCCUCUUCUUCUUCUUCUCCCCCAUUAUAACACAGCCUGCCCUCACCCAGGACCCAUCCGUCACCACGAUGACAAUAACCAAGGGGGACCCGUUCAUCGCCCCAACCACGGUGGCCAACCAGACCACUCCUAGCUAUGUGGAGACAACUCAAAACACCCCUCUAGAGACGGGAUUGUCCACUCCCGCAAGUGGUGGAGACGCAGAUGAUGAGGAUGUCCCUCCAAACAGUGGGACCCGUUGCAUGGGCUACUACGACGUGAUGGGCCAGUGGGACCCGCCGUUCAACUGCAACGCCGGCGUCUUUCUUUACUGUUGCGGGACCUGCUUCUACCGCUUCUGCUGCCAGUUCCGCCAGCAGCGGCUGGACCAGAGAAUCUGCUCCAACUAUGACACGCCCAUCUGGGCCAACACCGGUAAGCCCGUGGCCACCAUCACCGAGGGCCAGGAGGACCAGGACCGGGACCGCACGCACCUCAUCGUCUACAUCAUCUGUGGAGUGGUGGCCAUCAUGGUGCUGGUGGGCAUCUUCACCAAACUGGGCCUGGAGAAGAGCCGCGGAGUAAGCGGAGGAGGAGGCGGAGCAGGGGCACAGCAUGCUGACCUCAACUCCAGGACACUGACCGACCUUCUGAAGCACCAUGGGGGCGAAGUGAGCUCGGUGGAAAACGCCACGGCCAGUUCACCCAAUGGAGGAAGAGCCAAUGGCAUCUCAGCCAGGAUGCUGCGCAGCAGGAGUGAGCAGUACCAUCUGAAUAACUCAGCUUAUGGGCCGUUUGGACAAGGGCUUCCACACCCGCAAAGCAACCACAGCACAGUGGGACUGAACAAAUACACUUCGCUCAAAGCUGUGGCUGACAGUGCAUCUCGUAGCUACUACAAGAGCUUCCCACUCAUGGACUUCUCUCAAUACCAACCUGUGGCGCCUCCUGCCUUCCAGCCUGUACCAGUUCCACCCAAAGAGAAGUCCUACAUCCAUCAGCCCCUGCCAGCACACCACAACCACCAUGCCCCGCUGUCCAUCUCCAUCCCCUCGAGCCAUCUGGAGCACUCGCACCUCCCAAAGACCACCACACACCCGCUCCUCUCCAGCUCGGCCUUCAAAGUCUGGGAGCCGCCUAGCCGCCAUGUCCACAGGCAGACGUCUGCCCCGGGGCGAACGUCCUCCAUGCACAGCUCCUCCCGAAGACAAGGCUACUCCACCCGGAGGCAGCAGAGCAUAGAGAACAUGUCGGAGCUCUUGGGUCAGCCCUAUGGAGGGAUGUAUGGAGGAGCUGCGGGGGGAGCAGAACAGGGGAUGCAGCAGCAUGUCCAGGGGCAACACCCAUCUCAACCCCCCUAUUACCACCAUACCAGGCAAAAGAGCUACUCCACCCACAGUACGACUGAGGUGACCGUUUGAGUGCCAACACCUCAGAGAGCGGCCUUCUGCAAUGUUACACCUACUAAUAAAAGGCUUUGGUGUUAGCUAAAUGCCAGAGUUUGGGAAAGUUGGCCCCAGCACGUAAGGGAUAUUGAACGGGAAGUCAAAAUCAGAUGUAGGAAAUUAAAGGGGAAACAGUGAGAUAAAGGGUGAAAACCGUGUAGUAGAACCACCACCUCAGGUAGUAAAGUGGAUUAUCGGACUCACAAGGGUCUUGUACAUUGAUCAUAUAAAGUAUAUAGAGUCUAUAUAAAUCUUCCAAGGUUGCUCCAAACCACUCAGGUUCCAGUAGGUCUGAAGACCUUCAUAGAUUCUCAACCAGUUUCAAGUCUCCAGUGUGGUUUCAGUGUGAUUGUACAGGCCUUGUAGGAAUAUGGAUAACAUAACAGAACAACAAAAAUCGUAUUAGCAUCAACUCAAUGUUUGGCUUUGUCUGUGAAGAGGUUUUACAUGUUUCAGGUCAGAUUUGGCAGGAAUAGAAACUUAGGAAAGAAACUCAUGGCUCAUUGUUAUGGUUUGGUUGGAAGAAAAUAUUCUAUAAUGAGCCUGAACCUGAAAAAGUGGGGGAUUGAUUCAAUGAGAUAUUCGCCGUAGAAACAUGCACCUAUUGUCAUUCAUUUGAUGUAAAUGUGGUUUGUAACAUUGUUACAAGUUGUGGUUCACGUGCAGAUCGAAUAGUUAGAACUCAGGAAGGUAUAAUAUUUAUUUUUCCUUUUUAGACACUACAGCUACAUCAAUAAAACUUUGUCAUAUGUCCUGUCCAGCAGCUGGUUGUAGCUUCAUAUUCAGAGUACAGACACGAGAAUGGCGUCAAUCAAGGUUUCUAGAGAAUAAGCUCGUAGCUACACUGAUUAAAGGGAAUUUUCCAGUAUUUUUCAACAUGGGCUCUAUGGUUAUAAAUGUGUGCAAAUGAAUGGAGCUUUUGGAAUCAGUCCAGUAAAUCGCCUUCGCCGGCAGCCGUGACACAGCAGCAGUGGGUGCAAUGUAAUCUUAUGGGGUAAAUGCGACUGCACGUCCACCAAAAGCCUCAAUAAAAGUCUCAAAUUGUUAUUCUGGGUCUUCGGUGAGAGUCUGGCAACAUUGCACAUGUCUCGCUCAAUGAGAAAAUCUCACUCUCAAGUCUCGUGGCCUCUUCUGCUGCUUGGCUCUUUUUCUCUUUACCCUCUUUCAGUAUCAAAAUUUGUCCGUAUAAUCCGGCCCAAACAAGUAGCGACAGACAAUGAGAGAUGAAACAUUGUCCAGAAAAAGAUUCAGCCAUAAUUCCAAAGGUUUUUGUAAGCACCAUUCAUUUACACGCCCACAUUUUUUAACAAAGGGCCCAGGUUGAAAAAUGCUGGAAUUCCCCUUUAAAUCAGUAAGUAACAACAGGGACGUUAGUGAAUACAUUAAAGCAGAAAUUCAAAAAUGGUAGAAAGCAAAAAGGUGACGUCUCAAUGGACAAUGAGAUCUGAAAACCCCAGAAUAAUAAUACAACUUUAUCACAUUGAUUUUCCAUCAUGAGGAUUUUUUUGUUUUUCACUACAUUUCUUUUCAGUGGUGGUUGAGAGGUUCGGUCACAGCUGCAGCGAAUGG